GAACGAGAGGGUUCAAUCGUCACCUUAUACCAUCUCUACUCAUUGCCGUCACCGGUGAGACUUCCUCCUCCUAAUCGACGUUUGAGAUGCAUUCUCGCUCCGCCCUACUCUCCCGAUUCCUCCGUCCGGCGUCGAGAUGCUUCUCCUCUUCCUCUCCGGUCACCGCAACGCAAUCUCCCAAGAGCCUCGAGGCUCUUCGAGCUCGGCUGGCGAAUGAGUCGCCUUCGCUUACCGAUUUCAUCCACGGCGAUACCUAUUCGGUGGAGGUCGGAACCAAGAAGAAGCCUCUCCCGAAACCUAAAUGGAUGAAGGAAUCUAUUCCCGGCGGCGAGAGGUAUGUCCAGAUCAAGAAGAAAUUGAGAGACCUCAAGCUUCACACCGUCUGCGAGGAGGCUAAAUGUCCCAACCUCGGCGAGUGUUGGUCUGGUGGCGAGACUGGAACCGCCACCGCCACGAUCAUGAUCCUCGGGGACACAUGUACACGCGGCUGCAGGUUUUGUAAUGUUAAGACAUCGCGUACGCCUCCACCGCCUGAUCCAAAUGAACCGAACAAUGUGGCUCAAGCAAUUGCAUCCUGGGGAGUUGAUUAUGUUGUGAUCACCAGUGUAGAUCGAGAUGAUUUACCUGAUCAGGGGAGUGGCCAUUUUGCUGAAACAGUGCAGAGAUUGAAAGUCUUGAAGCCGGAGAUGCUGAUUGAAGCACUAGUUCCUGAUUUCCGUGGAGAUGGUGGAUGUGUUGAAAAGGUUUCCAAGUCAGGGCUUGACGUCUUUGCCCACAACAUUGAGACAGUUGAAGAGCUUCAGAGUUUUGUGCGGGAUCAUCGUGCUAACUUUAAGCAGUCGCUGGAUGUGCUUAGGAUGGCUAAGGACCAUGCUCCUGCAGGCACCCUAACAAAAACUUCAGUAAUGCUGGGAUGUGGAGAGACCCCUGAUCAAGUGGUCCAGACUAUGGAGAAGGUGAGAGCAGCAGGGGUUGACGUUAUGACAUUUGGCCAAUAUAUGCGACCGUCUAAGCGGCACAUGCCUGUAGCUGAGUACGUGACACCAGAGGCCUUUGAGAGGUAUCGUCUUCUUGGCAUGGAAAUGGGAUUCAGGUACGUAGCAUCUGGGCCAAUGGUGAGGUCGUCGUACAAAGCAGGAGAGUACUACAUAAAGUCGAUGAUAGACGCUGACCGAGUUGUUUCUCCUUCUACCACAUCCCUUUAGAUACCCACUCAAGAUUACACUAUCUGCAUAUGUGAAUUCUUUCACUUUAUUGCUUUGUAUUUUUAUUUUUUUUCUGCGGGUUUCACAACACUUAUCCGAAGCGUUCUGAAUAAUCAUGAGAAAAUGUAAUACCAUCGUUGUUCAGUCUCCUCCAGUUUGUGUCUAGUUUCUCUCUUUCUCAUACUUCCAUUGUACUCCUGGAAUACUUCUCUGAUAUAUACGACUCUGCUCUGUCAGAGCAUUUUCGUCCA
Molecule: messenger RNA, 1456 nt
Organism: Camelina sativa (false flax)
Lineage: Eukaryota; Viridiplantae; Streptophyta; Magnoliopsida; Brassicales; Brassicaceae
Product: lipoyl synthase, mitochondrial
Biological process (GO): lipoate biosynthetic process
Cellular component (GO): mitochondrion
Molecular function (GO): 4 iron, 4 sulfur cluster binding; lipoate synthase activity
Source: RefSeq, a predicted model, not a curated record